CCGUGGUUUACCGAACGUAAUAUGGCGUACAAGUUUCGCGAGGAGAUCGUGGGAAAGAGGUUUCUCUCGGUGAGUGAUUUCACCAAGCUGAAGGUGAAUAAAAUUAGUGAGUGGGGUUGGCGUGCGGGGGUGAUACGUGCUGCCAGUCACAGGGAUAACGGCUGUCAUGACCUUCAGAUCCUCGUAGAGUACGACGACGUGGAAUGGCAAAGGAGGGAGUGGCUGUCACCACAUAGGGAUGCCGUAUUUUCCUUCUUUCUCAUUGAAAGAGGUCUCUACUGGGCUGAACGACCUGACCCCAGGCACGCCAGUCUCAUCCCCAUCGAUCAUCAUAAUCACGCGAACAAUAACCACCAUCAGCACCGCAUUAACGGGAAACCGCUCAGGGGCGCCACGGCGGUCGCUGACACCGUUGCUUGGCCAGCUCUUACUUUUUAUCCUCUCGUGGCACGCGCCGAAUUGCACGAGGACGCCAUGCCGAUCGAAUUUAUGCAAGAUCGCAAACUGGACUUCGUCGACUACUCCAAGCUGAAGCCGUUCACUCAGGACUGGGAGCUGACUAAGGGCGCAAUGCCCUGGGGAAACGCCGUUAGAAGAUGGGCCGAGAUGCAGGACGGUCAGAGGAUUCUGUUGACUACGCCCAGCGUCCUGGUCGGUUUCAGGGUCGAAGUUUAUCGGGCGGAAGGCACCACACAAUGGUACACAGCCGUGAUCGUCGGUUACAACGAGUCCACUAAGGAUCUGACUGUCACCGACGAUACGGUCCUCGAAGAUCACAACGAGGAUCCCACAUUAGUACAAAUGCGGCUGAUUGGCGAUGGAGUCGUCGAGAGCAUCAUGAGGGGCGAGGUCGUCGGCAUGACACCAAGGAGGUCGAGGUCAUCGACUGCUCUGACGCACGCGCUCGUUGUGCCACGACCCGGAAGAAGGCCUCGAAGGCGACCAGGAAACGCAGCGCAGUUACAGACAACUCCGAGGGUACAAAGCCCGAUAUCGCAGCAGCUUGAAAAAGAGAAGAACAAUGCCCGUAACAAUCGACGCCGACGCGUGAGCGAAGGUGCCAGUCGCGAGAAAAACGAAAAAGAUUCGGCGGAAUCCACACGGCAACAAGAGGAUCGCGAAAAUAAAGGUCCGCCGUCUAGCAAGGUAAGCAAUCGUGUUGCACGGCCGGUGUUAGAAGAAGCAAACAGUGCAUCGGGAAGUGCUUCGAAACUACGAAGACGUGGCGCCGCGGUAAAGAGUCCGACCACCGACCAGGGGCCGGCACAGCAUCAGAGACCGGCACGAAGAAGACCGAGGCCAGGAAGUGGCCAAGAAGUCAAGACAGACGCAGAGGGAGAGUCUGUCGAGCAUCAUCAUCGUAUCGGAGCGAGAGCCGACAAGGACGAACGCCUCGAGGAGGAAGAACGUCUCGAGGGAGAGGAUGAAGAGAGUCAGGAACGCUGCGAUCCACUGACUAAGCGGCUAAGAACAAGCCCCGUCGGCAGAAAGCUCAGAUCCGAGAGUAGUAAGAGCAAAAACACCGAGGAAGCUGUAGCGGAUCGGGCCAGAGGAUCGGUGGUGGAAGCAGAGGGAGAGGACGAGGAGGAAGACGACGACGAGGACGACGUUGAAGAGGAAGCGGGGGCGGAAAAACACGACGGGGCCGAACGAGAGGUCGGUAAACUUGAAGAGGACGAGGAGAGUCAAUCCAGGGAGCGGGAUAGAGAACCCGAGCCACCACCUCCGGACAAAGUCGAUCCCGGAGGCGAUCCGGCUUCCAAGGAGGAGCAACAACCAGAUAACAAAUCAGAAUCAAGAAAAGACGCUCGCGCGACCGAUUGGGGCGCAGAUAAGGUCGGCGAAAGUAAGGAACAACUACAGCAACAGCAACAGCCACCACAGUUACUCGUGAAUGGAUUGCAUGUCGAUUCGCCGCUGGUCAGCGAUAAGACGAAUGCCAUCCACGAGGGCAGUCCGUCGGUGCUGAAGUCGACUCGAUCAAAGACAAAAGGUUUUGCGGAAGAAGCCAGAGAGGACGUAGCGGCGGCGGCGGCGGCGGCGGCAGAGGACGAGCGCGACGAAAACGUCAGUGAAGAAGAGGUGAGCUCGCAGCGAUCACGACGCACAGAACUGACUACCACCGAGUUAGGCACGGAGGAUAGCGUGGGUAGCGUCGGCGGCGUUAGGGCGGCCAGCGUCGAAUCGGUCGUCGAACUGCUGGAGUCGAGCAGUCAGGACUCAGGCUCCGUGCUGGAGAGGCUGAGUCCGUUUAGUAGCAGCGGCGGCGGCGGCCCCGGCAGGCAGAGCAGCCUGCUCCUGGAACAGCAGCGGGAGCAGGAGCGCAAUCGGCAUAACGAGAGCCCGAUCAUCCUUGCCGAGAGACUGAACAAGCCGCCACCGCCGAUCGCCGGUCACCAUCAUCAUCCUCAUAUACAAUCUUACCAUCAGCCGCAUCAUCAACAACAGUUCCAUCAUCACCAUCAACAGCAUCACCAGCAGCGUUAUUCCGCCAAUAGUCCGGUGAUCCAUCACCAUCACCAGCAGCAACAGCAACAGCAGCAGCAACAGCAGCAACAGCCGCCGUCGCAGCAUCAUCAUUAUCAGCUAGCGAGCAGCCCGCAUCAACAUCACCACCAUUCCACCGCUCGCCUGACCCCGUCGAGCCUCCUCGAGGUGCAACAGCAGUCUCACACAUCGAGGGGUGGCGAUGAGGCCGGCCUCAUGGAAGUGGAGGCCGGGGCCGGUAUACCUGGAACGGGCGUACUCGUCGGUGUGCCUACGGCGGUCGGUGGUAUACGGUCGUCGGGAGGUAGCAGCGGCGCCGCCGGUGUCGCUACUUACGGCGACAGCGGCUCCGACAGCGGGGUAAGCUCGCUGAAGAGCGCCAGUUCUGGCGACGAGAGGAGCGGCAGCAGGAGCUCAGCGCUUAGCGUCGAGGAGACAACAUCGUCCUCGACACCGCUAGCCCCCGCCGCUGCCGCUGCCCCGGCCAGGAUCUGGCACGUGCAGAGCGUGCAACACACGUCCCUAUUGAUGGCGCAUCCGUCCCAGGGCGCGCCCAACGCCGGCGCUAGUGCCGCAGCCACGGCGCCGCCGGUCGGCUACCACAGCCCAGCUCCUCCAAGUCACCAUGCUGCCGAGAUACUCUGGAGGCAGUCGAGGGCCUACCCGCCGCUUUCGCACACACUCUUAGGCCCACAACCAUCCAGUCCGGAGGAGCUGCUUGAAAGAGAGCGCCACGAUAGAAUGCUGCGGGAACGUCGUGAAGUGGAAGUACGCGAGCUGGAGAAGGCCAAGAUGGAACGGGAAAGGCUUGAGAAACAAAGAGCUGAACAAGCGGUUCGUGAGCACUUUCAGGAGUCACUUAGGCUGGCACAACAAAAGGUAUCUUAUGUCCCGCAGAGGAACAUGCAGUCGGCCUCGAUGACUGGAUGGAGCGCUUUCAUGCAGGUACCGCCGCCGAGGACGCACGGGGCGUUGACGGCUCACCCUCCCGCCAGCCACCACGGUCAUCCCAGCGGUCCACCGGGCGGAUCCGCAGCCACCGCCGCCGCCGCGCAUCCCGCCGUCGCGCAGCAGCAGCAGCAACAACGUGAGGAACGGGAGGCGCGGGAACGCGAGCGGGAGCGGGAGCGGGAGCGGGACUUCCGCGAGCGGGAGCAACGGGAACACCUGGCGACUGAAAGGCAUCAACGGCAGGCCGAAGCCAGGGAUCACGCCGCGCAGCAGAGGGCCGCCUACUACGCGGCGGCCGCCGCGGCACCGUCGGCUCAACAGGUUCGACCUUUGAACGUGUCCGGAAAAGUGGAGUACCCGCCACCACCGGCGCACUCACGGACGUCAAAGUCGUCGUUGCAGGUUGCCGGUCUGCACGAGAAAUCGUCGGUGGUUUCGCACAGCUCGUUACCGAAAGCCGAGCCGAAUGUGAACCUGUUCAACUACUCGUCGACGUAUCAGCCACAGCCAUCUUGUACGUCAUAUCUGCAUGAUCUCAAGUUAAAGAACGAGAUAGGACCGCACAAGUCGCUAUCGAGUAAGAGCGGGUUGGCCGGCGGCCUCGAGAGGGACCAUCAUGGCAGAGAGGUGCUACAGAACCCACCAUCCUUAUUGCCGGAUUACAAGAGUUCGGUAAUUGUGAAAAAUGAGGGCAGAGAGCUACCGAAGACACCGGCACCGCAACAACACUCGUCCAGCCCUAAGAUAAUGCCUUACAUGAACGUCCAGUCGGUGGCGCCGCAGCACAAGUCGUCAGCGUACGAAUACAGAAGCCCAACGCAGAGCCCACAUCACUUGCAUCCCGCGCAUCUGGACGGUCUGCAGGCGAAGAGCAUCGCGACAUCCGCGAGUCACCAUCGAGGUGGCGGUGGCGGCGGCGGUGGUGGCGGUGGUGCGCCGCCGCAUCCAUCGCCCCCUGAACCGCGCUAUCUCAGCAGGCCGGAAUCUGCGGGUCUGCCGUACGGCGCGGCCAAGUCUACGUAUCCGUACCCGCAUCCGCAUCCGCCCACGGCCUCGUCGACGACGUCGUCGCAUUACGCCGCGCCGCCGCCGGCCGGCUCGAAGCCGAAAGUCAGCAGCCCGGCACCGCCGCACAUGUACGGCAAGCCUAACUGCGGUAUUACUAAUUGCGGCAUUAUAGCCGGCACGCCGGUCUGCCGUGCCUCCGAAACGCCUGUCGCCGCGCCGAUACCGCUGACCUCGAAGGCCGGCAGCUCGCCUUACCAGCAAGUGCCUCAUCAUCACGGGGCGCCGCCGCCACCGUUGCCGCCACCCGCGCACAGCCGGUCCGUUUACGACAGUCGCUUCCCCGGCUCAUUGCCGGGCGCGAAACUGCCGCCACCGACGUUGCAUGGCUCGCCGCCCCCGGCCGCCUCGGCUCCGCUCACAAGGCCGAUCGCUCAUUCCGCGCAUCUCAAUACCAGCCCGCACCAACAACCCGGUCAAACGUUACAGCACGCGCAGCCCCAGAUCACCACGGCCUUCCAGACGCAACCGCUCGAUCUCGGUGUGGAGAGAUCGGGUUCACCGAAGAGGAAAGCACCGACGCCAUUGUUAUGCGAUAAUACCAGCGGCCAGCCGGUGUCGUUAGAAGUUUGUAAGAAGCGAAGGACCGAGGAACCACAACCAUUAUCCUUACAAUCCGUUGGUCCGCCCGUUCUUUCCAGGGUGAGCGAGCCCAGCCCGCUUAUCGCUUCAGCCGCUACAUCUAUCACUACAGUUGUCAACACUGCAGCAUUGCUGGCGCAGCCAAACAGUCAGGCAACGCAGGAGCAACGCACAGUGACAGCGGUGAGUCCGGCUCCGGGUAAUGCGAGCGGCGACGGUUCCGUACGACCCCCUAGCACCGGCAGCGUAUGCUCGCUAAAUCCAACGCCAGUGAGCGCGGCACCAAGUCCGGCGCCCAUCCCAAGCCCGGCGCCGUCCACAGCACCCAGUCCGGCGCCCAGUGCGCCCGGUACACCCGCCAAGACAAACCCCAGUAACACGGACAGCGAGAAGUGUAACAGUCCGGCACCGAGACCUCCUAGCAGCACCAACUACCCAGUACAUAAACUGAAAAAGGCGUGGUUGCAAAGACACUCGAGGUGCGAAGACGGCACCGAGAACACUAUCAGUAUGGCCGGCAGCAUUACGUUACCUCUCAACAUCUCCCGUGAGACAACGUCCACGAAUAGUAAGAACCGCGACAAUGCGCCGACUACUUGUUUGCCCAGCGCGGUUAAUUCGAUCCACAAUAUCGGUAGCAUGGCGGUAAACAGCAUCAACAAGAGCAAAGUUACUGGCAGGAGCGGCCGAAAACCGGCGAACAAGGAGUCGCUGAAUGGUCACGCCACUGAUACCAGCAAGACUCCACAGGAGGACUCGUCUAGCAGCGACCCGGAGAGGAAGUCGCCGCCUAAACGGAAGCCACCCAAGGUAAAACGAAAGAAGGGCGCCGCACGGAGGCAACAAACGGCCGCGGAAGAUCAGCGGAGGCGGAAGGAGGACAAGCAAGGCGGCGGUGCGGGCAGCGAGUCCAGCAAUGAGAGUGAGGCAGGCUCCAGCGACACCAGCGAACAGUUGAGCUCUAUUCAGCCUGCGUCGAGGGUUCGACACACCACGGCCAAUUCCAACAAUUCCUCGGGAAACGGAAAUAACAAGGAACCUAGGAAACGUGGUAGGAGACCAAAGAGUACGAAAAACAACGACAUGGGAGGCGAGGACCAACAACCCCGUCAAAAAAAGGAACGCAGGGACGACAGUACGAGCGGCAGUAACAACGGUCCGGGUGGAAGCGGUGGACAGUCCUUUCGUAAACCGACGAUAUCGCAACUGAAAAAAUCCGGCGAGAGCUGGCUGCAAGACGGCGCCUGUUUCGAGGUGGCUACGAAAUUGGCCAAGUGUCGCGAGUGCCGAUGGACGCCGAACCAGCGCUCCAAGAACUCUCAGAAUAUCUUCUGCAGAUUCUACGCGUUUCGCAGGCUGCGUUAUACCAAAAACGGACAAUUGGCCAUAGCGGGAUUCAGUGAUCCACAUAAAGACGCGUCCGAGGAUGAUCUUCGAUUAUGGUUACCAGGAGGAGAUAACCAAAAGACAACAGGAAAGGAUGACAAAUCCGAGAAGAACGAGAAGGACAAAGGAGAUCGAGAGGACCUAGACUUAGAAACGGCUUAUCGGCUGCUUUGGCAAGUUGGCGAUCAAUUCUGUGAUCUUUUACAUCAAGAGAAGAACGCCCUCCAAGAACAUAUGGCUGAAGCGAGUUCGGGGGUUGUAGACGGAACAGUAGCGUGGAAACGAGUGAUCCAGGGUGUUCGAGAAAUGUGCGACGUGUGCGAGACUACCUUGUUCAAUUACCAUUGGGCCUGUGGCAAAUGCGGCUUUGUCGUGUGCAUUGAUUGUUAUAAGGGACGUAAAAAUGGAACGGUCAAAAUCUGGGGCGAGAGUGGAAAAGACAGGGACGACUUUUCGUGGCUUUUAUGUACGAAUAGGCAAGUGCACGAACCGGAACGACUCAUGCUUACGCAAAUCAUCGCCGGCGACAGUCUUCUGCGACUGGGUCAACGUCUACACGAAUGUCGUGCAGAAUGGGGAAUUCCGCAACAUUGUGUUUGCUCCCUCGUAACUUCGACGCAAUCAAACGAGAUCCUUCGAAAUCUGAUCAAAGGUGAUUCUGUGCCCAUUCUUAAUGGUAACGUGAAACAGGAGAUAAAAGAGGAGAAGAUAAAUGAAUCUAACGGUUCAUCGGAGAGCAAGACCAACGGCGAGGACAAAAACUCACCGCUGAACUGGUUGGCCGAUGUGGCACUGCAGAAUCAGGACAAAAACGAUAGCGGCUCGGACUCGGACUCGGAUGAUGAUCGUGAGGGUAAUUACUCGACAUUGCGGGAGUUGCUCAUAAGGCCGUCGCACAAGUCAAACGGUAGCGGCGGAUCCAGAUCGAAUUCACCUACGAACAAUUCCAGUGGUGUGAAUAACGCUCCGCAGAAUAACGUCGCCAAGUCUGGCAAAAAGUCGAAAAUGGAUACGCUUGACGAAGUAAUAUCUAGUGUGAUCGAACACAGCGUGAAAAAAGAAAAGGACAGUGGUCUGGAUGACGAAAAGCCACGGGAAUUGAAACACUUCGUACGACGCUACAAGUGGACACAACGCGGUCGUGAGCCGUUACCAAUCAGAAUUAUGACGGGUACAGAGAGUCGGAGUCUUUAUCCAGACGUGCCACACUCUUGGCUCUGCGACGGCAAGUUGCUGAGGUUAAGCGACCCGAAUAAUCCAAACAACUACAGAAUAUUCCAGGAUCAGUGGAAGCGAGGACAGCCGGUAAUUGUGUCGGACGUCGCCAAGGCGUUGGACAAGAAUCUCUGGCAUCCUGAUUCAUUCGCCCGCGAUUUCGGCGAUGAGAAGAACGAUCUCGUUAACUGUAUGACCGGCAAUCUGGUGCCGAAUCAACCAAUGCGCAAGUUCUGGGAAGGAUUCGAGUACUCUUCUAAGCGGCUUAAGGACGAGCGAGGAAAUCCUAUGCUGUUGAAAUUGAAGGACUGGCCGCCCGGUGAUGAUUUCGCCGAAUUAUUACCAUCGAGAUUCACGGAUCUGAUGAAAGUUCUUCCAUUGUCCGAGUAUACGCAUAGAAACGGCAGGCUAAAUUUGGCGAGUCGUCUACCUAAUUGCUUUGUGAGACCGGAUCUGGGUCCAAAGAUGUAUAACGCUUACGGUUCCGCUCUUCAUUCCAACAAAGGCACGACUAAUCUUCAUCUUGAUAUCUCGGAUGCCGUGAACGUUAUGGUAUACGUAGGAAUGCCAAAGGAUGUUAAUAAUGAGGAAAGUGUCAAAGAUCACACAGCUAGGACAGAGGCGAUGAGAGCGAUAGACGAAGCAGGCUGUGAUAUUCUGACGCGUCGACGUGCUCGCGAAGAGAAGGAGAAUGUGCCUGGUGCUCUGUGGCACAUUUACGCAGCGCGUGACGCAGACAAAAUUCGAGAUCUUCUGAAUGCCGUUGCCUUAGAACGCGGAGCUCGUUUGGAACCUCACCACGAUCCUAUACACGAUCAAAGUUGCUAUUUAGAUGGACCAUUGCGGGAGCGAUUGUAUCGAGAAUAUGGCGUUGAAGGGUACGCUAUCGUCCAGUGUCUAGGCGAUGCAGUAUUCGUGCCAGCUGGCGCGCCACAUCAGGUCCGUAAUCUUCAAAACUGUAUAAAGGUGGCCGAGGACUUUGUGUCGCCGGAGAACGUUUCGCAUUGCUUCCACUUGACCCAGGAAUUCCGUGCACUAUCCGAUACCCAUACGAAUCACGAGGAUAAGCUUCAAAUCAAGAACAUUAUUUACCAUGCCGUGAAAGACUCUCUGACCGUUUUAGCCAAUGUUAAGGAGGAUACUCUCGCUAAACUCGCCAAGGCUAACAAUGAAACGAAAACAAAGGAAGAGACUUAGCCUUAGGUCUUCCCCGAACGGUCAUAAGACCGAUUGAUAAUCCCCUUGAUUGGAUCUCUUCGUUCGUACGAGAUCGAUCGCAGUCAGCGCUUCCGGACAUAGCGAAGUUGACGCAACCGGAAGAAUCUGCAGAAGAAGACCGCCCUUGCUGCAAAAAGAUCGUUGCGGAGGUGCGAGAAUUUGUUGUGAUAUUUGUGAUGAAGAUUUAAUGAUUUUAAUCGGAGGAUUUGAUUUGCGGUAUUGGCUGAGCCAAUAAACAUUAGUUGCAUAUUGCUUCAUUCGAAUUUUCUUAUAUACAAUUCUUUUUUGCUCUCCCAUUCUCCGCGAGAAAAGGUACCCGCGGACAUGAAGUCCGAUGAGCUGCUCUAUUACGAGUGAAAACAAAAUCGUAGCUCGGAUCGCGCAUAGAUAAAACGCCGCGUCCAUUACUAUUGUGAUAUAAGAAGGACUUUGGAUCGUAUACAUUUAUUUGUAAUUAAUUAUAUCGUGCCUGUAUCCAAUACAUACACUCAUUUACACAUAUACACAUAC
This is a messenger RNA of Mycetomoellerius zeteki, 9414 nucleotides long. RefSeq names its product Lysine demethylase 3 (gene Kdm3). The record is from RefSeq and is a predicted model, not a curated record. Gene Ontology annotation, molecular function: chromatin DNA binding; histone H3K9 demethylase activity; transcription coregulator activity. NCBI's taxonomy places the organism in Eukaryota, Metazoa, Arthropoda, Insecta, Hymenoptera, Formicidae. Gene Ontology annotation, cellular component: histone deacetylase complex; chromatin. Gene Ontology annotation, biological process: regulation of transcription by RNA polymerase II.